Caenorhabditis remanei is the source of this 477-nucleotide messenger RNA. RefSeq lists its product as uncharacterized. Bases 1 to 477 code for a protein of 158 amino acids. The transcript has 5 exons. NCBI's taxonomy places the organism in Eukaryota, Metazoa, Nematoda, Chromadorea, Rhabditida, Rhabditidae. The record is from RefSeq and is a predicted model, not a curated record.
AUGAAGCCGUUUCUAUUCUUCCUCUUAUCAGUUUUCAGCAUUUCCAAUGCGUGUUUGGUGAUUCAAUACUCCGUUCCACCAGCCUGCGCUUGUAAAGCUCAGAAACUGGACAGUUCAAAUAUUUUCAAAAACGUCCAAGAAGACGUCCACAUAUAUUUUUAUAAUGUGACGACAAGUAUUAUUAAGGCGCCAGAACUGAAAAUCGAUGAUUGUUCGGUGUCGAUGUAUUGUGAAGAAGACUACAAGUUGUUUGUAUUUGAUACAGACAAUCUCAAUGAAGAAUUCUUUGGUGAAUACCCCGCAGAAGGGUUCUGCAACCCUUAUCCACCUCAGAAAUGGCUAGUCACUACUAAUAGUGGGGAGCUUAAGGAGUUUAACCAACUCAAUGGCCAAUGUGUCCCUGUACACACGUUGAACUUGACAAUUCUAAUGGAGCAGACUAUCUGGGAAACACGGAUUAUUACCAGACCACUUUGA